Phycomyces blakesleeanus NRRL 1555(-) is the source of this 216-nucleotide messenger RNA. RefSeq lists its product as hypothetical. Bases 1 to 216 code for a protein of 71 amino acids. The transcript is spliced from 3 exons. NCBI's taxonomy places the organism in Eukaryota, Fungi, Mucoromycota, Mucoromycetes, Mucorales, Phycomycetaceae. The record is from RefSeq and is a predicted model, not a curated record.
AUGCCCACAAGUCCGGUACCACACAUCAUGGCCCACAGCUGGACCAAACCACCAAAGGAAUCCACCGUCUGGUAUCUCUCACCAGAAAUUGGUCAAAGCGCCCGGCUAGCUCAAUCGGUAGAGCGUGAGACUCUUAAUCUCAAGGUUGGGGGCUAUCUUCUGUCUGUCAGAGUUGACAUUGGUAACGAAAAUCGGGAUUUACAAUGUCGUUCCUGA